Messenger RNA from Capsicum annuum, 753 nucleotides. Its product is annotated as agamous-like MADS-box protein AGL62. Gene Ontology annotation, biological process: regulation of transcription by RNA polymerase II. The transcript has a single exon. The record is from RefSeq and is a predicted model, not a curated record. NCBI's taxonomy places the organism in Eukaryota, Viridiplantae, Streptophyta, Magnoliopsida, Solanales, Solanaceae. Gene Ontology annotation, molecular function: protein dimerization activity; RNA polymerase II cis-regulatory region sequence-specific DNA binding; DNA-binding transcription factor activity, RNA polymerase II-specific. The coding region runs from base 145 to 753 and encodes 202 amino acids.
UUCCCCAAUUACUCUUUCCUUUCCAAUUUAGGAAAACCAAUUCCUAGUUAUUACUCCUACAAAACUUUCCAAAUUUACACGUUAUUUACUAUCUAUAAAUGUUACUCCAAAUCAAAAAGUCCCCACAUUAGCAAUACGCCAACCAUGAACAUGAACAAUACUGACGCCGUCAAUUCCACCGCCAUGAAUGUUAAGAAAACUCAAGGACGGAGGAAAAUCGCUAUGAAGCCAAUAGCAAACCAGAACAGUAGGCACGUUACUUUUUUCAAGCGUCGCUCGGGUCUUUUCAAGAAAGCUAGUGAACUUUGCAUUUUAUGUGGUGUAGAAAUUGCUAUUAUCGUUCAAUCUCUCAAACGACAGCGGUUAUUCACAUUUGGUCACCCUAGUGCCGACGCCAUCAUUGACCGGUACCUCAGCGGAAAAUCCGCCUCCGAUCAGCAGUUCAGCUUUGUGCAACAGAACAAUGAAUAUUUUUCUCAAAUCUCUAGAGAAUUGGAUGAAGAAGAGAUUAUUGAUGAAUCAAAGAGGGUGAAUGGUAAUAAUAACGGAUUUUGGUGGAAUGAGUCGAUUGAUGAUAUGGGGAUUGAGGAUCUUGAUAAAUUUGUGGAUGCAUUGGAAGAAUUGAAGAAGAGAGUGAAUAUGAGAGUUGACGAAUUGAAUAUGAUAAAAGGUUCUUCUUCAUUGCCGUCUACUUCAACUAUGAAUCAGGCUAUUGAUUAUUGUGCUUCUGUUGUUCCUUUUGAUUUCAAUUAG